AUGUCUGCGAUCGUACACGCUGAUUAUAUCCGAAGGUGGCUUCGACGCGAGACGAAGGCCUCCUUCCGUGUUCUCGCCGAUGCAGGUCUUUUCAUUGACGUGCCGUCACUGAAUGGAAGUGAAACAAUUCGAUCUGUUUUUCGCCAGGCAUACAAAUUACAUAAUUCUUCCUCGGGAUUAAAUGAAGACUGUAUACACGCCCAGAAGCGUAAAAAAAGGUGGCGUUGUUUUUUUGCGCAGUACUCUCUGCCCUUCGUUAAAUCUCGUUUAUUUGUAGUCAAUUCUUUGUACGAUUCCUGGCAAUUAGCCUACGCAUCUAAUGUUCCUUGUAUUUUCGAUAUAGAAAGUUGUACUUCUGACGAAUAUUCUUACGUUAUGAACUUUGGUAAAAAAACGAAGCAGGCUUUACGAUCUAUCCUUGACUCGAAGAGCAAAGGAGUUUUGGCGGACUCUUGCUUUGUUCAUUCUCAAUGUAGUCAAAACCAUCCUUGGAUGAACAUUCAAGUACGCAACACUACAAUCGCCAAGGCGUUCCUUAGCUGGUACCGGGGGAAUCUGGAGACCAGAUGUCGUGUUGAUGGUUAUUAUCCUUGUAAUCCUACUUGUUGUGAUUAAAGUGCUGAUGAGGCAAUUUUUUCCUCAUUGUUUAACCCUCCAGAGCAUUAAUAAAAUGUAUUUUACUUUCAAAAAUUCGUAAGUUUGUACUAUUUUCCGUGGUCUUUUCAUUUCACGUGAUGGCGGUUGCUACGACGAUGAAAGAGAGAAUUAGAUAGGUACAUUGCAUAUAUAUAUAUAGAAGAUUGGAUCAAACCUCAAGCCUUGCGCGCAUAGUACCUUUAACGAUUUCCAAAACAUGAAGAGACUUGGGGUAUCAAUGUGUCCUUGGACAGGGCUCUAUUCUCUCACUGGUUUCUCUUACUGUUUGCUGGUAUUCAUUUGCGAUUCAUACUCAUGAGUUUUAAAAAACUUUUUUCCAUAAGCGGCUGUCGCUCGUGUAAUAGUUGGCCGUGCCCGGAAAAGUGCCGCAAGGCGAAGCCCAAACACGAAACCCUGUUGGGUCUGCUUUCAUUGAAUCCCCAGGUACUUAAAGUUGGAGGGUGGCAUUGUGAGAGUUGAAUUUCUUUCCCAUUAACACAGCCUUUUCCCAACGAAGGCGCCUAUCCUGGAGCUUUCGAUUGAAAUUCCGCUAAUGUACUUGAACACAGCUCUAUCUAUCUUUUCUUCCGUCUUAAAUGCGUCUCCCUCGUGGUAAUCUUAAUUAAUAAACAAGCUGUUUUCCUGGUUUAUUCAAAAUUACGUCAGUACUUACCCUUAAAAGCACAAGGCCGUAUUCUAUUUUGAUGAUAACCCACGAGAACAAGUUAUAAAAUGUUGAAAGUUUUACGUGAAAUAACUGGUGACAGAAAUUUUCAAUUGUUGGUUUGUUAUAUUCAUCCAUAAUUGGUACAGAAAACCUGCAAAAUAAUUUAGACCAAUCAGAUGCGAAACUAAAAGUAACCGAAUGCUGGUCACCCGCGUUUUCCCGCGCUGUAGAUAGUCAACUUGUUUUCACUUUGAGUUUUCAUUGGCUUCUUGUGAUAUUUUCCUCUGUUCUGAUUGGCCCAUUUAUCACUUUGUUUGAACUGGACGACGCUCUGUCCAAUUGUUAGCUCGUAGAAUGUAGGAAAUUAUAAUGAACUUAGUUUUUCCUUUUUUUUUUCUUUCUUUUUCAGGUGUUUUUCGUGGACUAUGGUAAUUCUGAGUGGACAAGUGCCAACCACGUGAAGCGCAUGCUCCCUCACUUUCUUCAUCUUCCAUUCCAAGCUCUCGAAUGUUUCUUAGGGAAUGUGGAGCCUAUUGAUGACGUGGUCGGAAAUGGAAAAAAAUGGUCCCCGGAUGCUAUGUAAGUAUUUAAAAUUUCAAAAGCUAAAAUUAGUCUUCUAUGAAAGCCAAGUUAUUCUGGGAAAUCUCACUUGCCAGAGGUGCAGGUAACUAAAGUGCAUGGUUGUAUUACAGGAGAUCCUAAAUUCUUACUUAAAUUGUUUUCAAUUGAUUUGGUGGUGAAGGGACCACGUUUUGAAAUUUUGUUCUAAUAUUUGCGCCGCGAAAAACUACCCUAAACUCCUGAAGGUUGAAGUUCUCGAGAAUAGAGGAAAUGAUCUACAGCUUUAGCGGCUCUUGAUACUUAAACAAAUUCUCCUUGCCAACACCAUAGGAAAUGUAAAGAGAACAGUAUGGAGAAUAUGCAAACAGAUGUUAGGGUGUGAAGGGUUAACUUAGACUAUGUGAGUGAAGGAGGAACACGAUCGAAUUAUUGAGUUUUGUGACUAUUGGUAGUAUCUGGCUAGCGUCUCAAAGUAAAUUAAUUAGAAUGACUUAAAAAUUUUUUAUUUCGUUUCAUCGAUUUUAUUGAUUUCAUACCCGUAUUGUUAUUUUCAGAUCAACUUUCAAAUCGCUUACAGAGGACAAAGUAUUGAUAGCACACAUCCUUUCUAAGUAAGUUAGUUUUUUCGUUCACUACCUGCGCAAAGCGAAUGCGAGAAGAACGAAAUACGGCACAUCUUGUUGAAUCUUCCAAUAACUCUCCAAAACUGAGGGAGAGAGGGUGGGGGCAACCCAGGACCUCCUGUAGCUAUGUCCCCAGAUGUGCGUAGGCGUGUGAUUCGUCGAUCAAUCAAGUAAUAUUUCUUCAUCUUUUAUUUACUUCUUUGUAAAGUACUUAGAGGGAAUUGGUGCCAAAUCAAGAUAGAACACUUAAGCUGACAGUUUGCCUGUUUUUGUCAUCUAGUAGCGGGAUAGUGUAUUACUGUGACAAGAACAAGUUACUCGUCAGUUUCACUUGGGAGUGAAGGGGUUGACUCACUUUUUUUUUCUCUCAGGGCGUGGAAUCAGACUAUUUAUGUUGACUUGUUCGACACGGAGGGUGAAGAAAUUCACAUAAACAAAGUGCUGAUCGAAAGGGGGUUAGCAAAAGAAACAGACCACACAGUCAGCAAUCCCUGGAAUAUUGAAGCAAGUUUUAAAUUCAAUCCCCAUAUGACCUUUGGUCUUCCAGGAUGAUGUUUCGUUGCGUUUUAUUCAACAGUCACGCUAGGAUGCGUGAACAAGGAAAAAACCGUGACCAAGGGAAAAAAAAUGUCACGCGGCUAGCUAGCUGAGCGUCGUGGUGUAGAUGUUCACAGUCACGCUUGGCCUGACGGAUUAGGGAGAAAGCAUCGUGUCACGCAACUCAUUUCUUGUUGACUGCACGGUAUAUUGUGGGGCAGAGGUGUUAGUAAGAAAUGCUACACUGGUAGGCACGAAUACUCAGAACAGAAUGUCUGCAAUUCCUUCCGAUGAAUGUGUGUAUACCUCAAAGAUAGAAAUGGUUUCCAUUUUUCUACAAAAAAUGAGGUGUUUUAAUGAUUUUGAUUGAAAUGUGUUAACUUUAACCACUAUCAGAAAGUGGGACUGCAAGGACGUAGUAAAAAUCGUGAAAGAAUAAAAACAUCAAAUUUGCUUAAGGUUAAUGUGGAAGAUAUUUUAAAAUCAAAACAGCGUAUGAAUGGUUUGCAAUCAACUGGUUUUGGGACAUAUAUCUUGACAACAUUACUGGAGUGAAAACCUUUUUCAAGGAGAGCAUUUCAGUUCUAGAAAAGAUUAAAAAC
Pocillopora meandrina is the source of this 3626-nucleotide messenger RNA. The record is from the annotation of a GenBank genome assembly. NCBI's taxonomy places the organism in Eukaryota, Metazoa, Cnidaria, Anthozoa, Scleractinia, Pocilloporidae.